UCCGAUAGGACAGGGUUCAGACCCAAUCCACUUCCUCAGAAGUAGGUGGAUAACACGAUUGUAAAUAAUGAUCAAGAUUAAUACUUCAUCAAUAUGUGCUAUGACCACUUUUUAGGGAUAUUUUUCAUAUUCAGAAAUAAGCGGUCGUGUGGGUGGUGACUUCUUGAGAAAAAUAAGAAGAAUAAAAAAAAGGGUGGCAUUUUAUAAAAAUGGUUUGUCCUGUGAAGCUUUGUAGAGGAUCUGCACUCCAUUUCAUUUGCUAAUUGGUGAGUGUAAGACGGCAGGAAUGGCUGUGACUGAUUCAGUCGUGCAACUAGUAGUAUCUCAGCUGAUCGACGCAGUGGCAUCUCAUUUGCACAGCCAUAGAACGCUCGAAGAAAAUGUUACUAUUUUGAUGAAUAAAAUCGAAGUGUUGAAAUGCGUAGAGUCCGACGUGAAGGAAAAACUGAAUUCAGCAGAGGUAUUAUAUGGGAAGGAGCCAAAGAGAGAGGUGAACUUAUGGCUGAAAAAUGUACAAGAGAUCGUAGAAGAAGCGAUUCAGAUAGAAGAGGAUUUUAAGGGUCAAGGGACACAAUUCUUGCUCUUGCGUGGAGAUUUGGGAAAGCUUGUGGAAAAGAAGAUCCGACAGGCUGUGGAGCUCAAGAAGAAUAGUCGAUUUUUUAAUGGGUUAUUUGCUGAUAUAUUGCCAGACAGUGGAAGGAUACCCACGAGAAGACUUGUAGGCGAAAGGAACUUCAAAAAGAUCUGGAAGUCCUUAUUGGAUGUUGGGGUUGGAAUAAUAGGCAUCUAUGGUAUUGAGGGAGUUGGCAAGACCACGGUCAUGGCCCACAUUCACAACAUGCUCAAGGAUGUUUGUAUUUUCGAUAGCGUCAUUUGGGUGACUGUGUCAAGAGCUACUAACAUAGAAAGAUUACAAAAAGACAUAGCAAAGGAGAUAGGUUUGGAGCUUAGGGAGGAAGAUAAUGAAAUGAGAAAGGCAAUGAAAUUGUUUCAGGCUUUGACCCGGAUGAAGAAAUUUGUACUAAUAUUAGAUGAUAUGUGGGAAGCAUUUCCUUUAGAAAGGAUAGGAAUUCCAGAGCCCAAUGUAGAUAAUGGUUGUAAAUUAGUGCUGACUACACGCUGUGAGGGUUUGUGUAUAGAUAUGGACUGCCAGAGAGGGUUGAAAGUGGAACUUCUCUCAAAAGAAGACGCAUUUGAAUUGUUAAAGGAAAAACUUGGCUCUGAUGUGGAGGUCACUCCAGAAGUAGAAACUUUUGUAAGGGGUGUUUCAGAAGAAUGUGGUGGCCUUCCACUUCGGAUUAUCCAGUUUGCAAGGGAAAUGAGGAAAAAUUCAAGGAGAGAGAGGUCAAUGAUGGAAAGGGAAAUAGUUUCCAAGUGGAAAUUUGUAUAUGACAAGUUGAAAUAUUCGACGACAACUCAGCAGCAGAGCAGGAAAAUUUCCCUCGGACCCUUGUUGCUGGAAGAUGAAGAAGAAGAAAAACGCGGAAUAAAGAGGAAAGCACUAGAACUACCAACCGUUGCUUCAACAUCAAGACGGGGAAGUUCUUCUCUGAUGAUACCAGAAGACCAGAAUGGAUGCGGAAUGAAAAAAGGACACAAGCAAUUAUAUGUUGCUUCGAACUCACGGUCACUGGGUUCUCCUCCGAAUGGGUUUCCGCUCUCUCUAUCCAUCUUUCCAACAAGCACUUGUCCAGAAUGUUGUGUCAGUGAUGAUAGCCGCUGAAUCUUUCAUAGUGGCUCCGUUCCAUGCCUCAUCAAAUCUGCCGAAGAGAGGAAAUGAUGUGUGUAUAUAUGUAGAUUAUACUAUACCAUGUAUAGCUAGCCUUCCUAUUAAACAGAUUGUAUCAAAUGAUGUGUGUGUAUAUCGACUGUAACAUGUAUAGCUAGCCUUCCUAUUAAACAGAUUGUAUCAAAUGAUGUGUGUAUAUAUCUACUGUAACAUGUAUAGCUAGCCUUCCUAUUAAACAGAUUGUACCAUGUUUAGCUAAAUAACCUACAUGUAUAGAUAAAGUAAUUUUGUAUAUAUACUCCUCUCUAUCAAUGAAAUUAUAAAUUCUUAUCUUUUA
This is a messenger RNA of Magnolia sinica, 2066 nucleotides long. Its product is annotated as probable disease resistance protein At1g52660. Bases 287 to 1723 code for a protein of 478 amino acids. Gene Ontology annotation, molecular function: ADP binding; ATP hydrolysis activity. The transcript is spliced from 2 exons. NCBI's taxonomy places the organism in Eukaryota, Viridiplantae, Streptophyta, Magnoliopsida, Magnoliales, Magnoliaceae. The record is from RefSeq and is a predicted model, not a curated record.